AUGCGCUGCCAUUUCAAGAAAGCCAUUCGCUGUGAUAGUCUCAUCAGAACUAUCACCGGCAAAGACGGAAUGCCCAAAGAAUGGGAUAAACUCAUGGAAGCCGCAAAGAUAGUCGCGCAAACUGAGGAAUCACUCGCUGAAAACAAGAAUUAUUAUUCUGAAGACCGAUUUUCCAAAGGGAACACGCACGAUCACAACAAGCGCAACAAGUACAAAGGUAAUGAUGGGAAAUCUGGAAGGUCAAGGGGCCAUGACGAAAGGCCGCGCUAUAGAGAGGAUGCGCGCGACACAAUUGAUAGAAUCGGUUACCGAAAAGCAGUCAGGGAUGAUAACCGAGAGAAGCAGUGGAUUCUGCUUAUAAAAACACCAAAAGAGGUGUUAAUGACGGAGAAUCAUGAUUUCAAGGCUCCCAGGCCUGUGACAAACAAGAAGGGGCAGGACCCCAACCUGUGCUGUGACUUCCACAAAGAUACAGGACACCUGACAGAUGAUUGCUAUAGUCUACGUCAAGAGAUUGAGAAAGCGCUAAAAAGCGGGAAGCUAAGUCACUUGGUGAAAAACGUGCGAAAAGAAACUCGACAACUUCAACGCCAUGAUGAAGGGAGUAACAAGAAGGUCCGGCGCCUAGAAACCCAUAUGGUCAACGGACCAAGAUACAAUGCAAAAGAGAAAGGCAAGCGCCCUUAUGAACCCUCAUGGCAAGAGCAACAGGUCAUUUUCCCGGUAGUGCGCGGCGGCCCUCGCACCACUCGACUCGUCGUCAUUACCGGUAUUAUCGGCCAUUACGAAACGGAGUAUGUCUUCAUUGACCCAGGGAGUACAACCGAUAUCAUCUACGAACAGUGUUUCAACCAGUUUGACGAAGAUGACAAAGCAAGACUCGAGCCAGUCGAUUAUCCGUUGUCUGGAUUUUGCAACGAAAUGGUUUUCCCAUUAGGCCAAAUCAUCUUCCCCGUCACGCUCUCUGACGGGAAGCAUUCAAGAACAACAAACGUAAAGUUCAUGGUAAUGCCUGUCAAAUCGAGGCACGACGUGUUGAUUGGGAGAGAAACCCAAGGCGAGCUAAACAUGGUGACUUCCACCCCACACUCAGCGAUAGGGUUUCCAACCAAGACGGGGGUGGCGAUCAUCUAUGCCAAAAAAGAAGUAAUGUCAACAGAAGAGUUGCGCCCAACAAAAGCGGUGAAGGUUUCGACAACUGAGCCAGAGAAGUGGGUGUUAAACCGUAAGUACCCAGAGCAAACGGUAACAAUAGGCCACGCCAUUUCGUCUGAUAUCAGAACGCAUCUGAAGCAACUACUGUUCAGGAAUAUGGAUAUCUUCGCCUGGACCCCGGCAGACAUGACCGGUGUCCCGCGCGACAUUACCGAGCAUUGCCUGAACACCUACCCCUCUGUUGAGCCGAAGGUCCAAAGAAGACGCAGCUUAGGGGCUGACAAAACGAAAGCAAUGAACGAGCAAGUAUGUGAACUUCUCAAAGCUGGAAUCUUGCGAGAGGUACGUUAUCAAAGUUGGGUCGCGAACCCGGUAAUGGUGGAAAAGUCGAGCGGAGGAUGGCGAAUGUGCGUCGAUUAUACUGAUCUCAACAAGGCAUGCCCUAAAGACUGCUAUUCUUUGCCUGAGAUCGAUAAAAAAAUAGACUCCCUCGCGCCAUACAGAUGGAAAUGCUUCUUGGAUUGUUACAAGGGGUAUCAUCAGGUUCAGAUGAAGCUUGAAGACGAAGACAAGACAGCUUUCAGAACCGAUCUCGGGAUCUUCUGUUAUACAAAGAUGCCAUUCGGUCUAAAAAACGCUGGCGCCACGUACCAACGCCUGAUGGACAAGACCUUCGCUGGGGAUAUUGGGAAGCACAUUGAGGUUUACAUCGAUGACCUGGUAGUAAAAAGUCCUGAAGAGGACCAAAUGUUGAAAGACAUUGAGAAAACCUUCAACUCGCUGAGAAGCGUGAACAUGAAAUUAAAUCCAGCCAAAUGUUCCUUUGGUAUGGAAGAGGGGAAAUUCUUGGGCUUCAUAGUCACCAAUGGAGGAUUUAAAGUGAACCCAGAAAAGGUCCAGGCAAUAGAGCGCAUGCCUUCACCCAAAACAAUCAAGGAGAUGCAAAGGUUAGCCGGCCGCCUAGCCGCGCUUAACCGCUUUCUGUCAAAUCACGCCGCAAAGUCGUACCCUUUCAUAAGUACCUUGCGCAACUGUGUAAAAAAGCAAGAGUUCAAGUGGACGCACGAAGCAGAAAGCGCUUUUCAGCAAAUGAAGGAGUGUUUGAUCGAACUCCCAAUGUUGACCGCACCGUUCGAAAAGGAGCCGCUCAUCUUGUACUUGUCCUCAUCAGACAAGACAGUGGGUUCGGUAUUGCUUGUAGAAAGAAACGGGGUUCAAACUCCAAUCUACUAUGUCAGUAGAAUGCUCACAGAUCCAGAGACAAGAUAUUCAAUGAUGGAGAAACUGGUGCUAGCGCUGCUCCAUGCCUCUAGAAGGCAGCGCCGAUACUUCACAGGCCACGUCAUCACAAUACUGACCGAUUUCCACAUUGGGACGAUAUUACAAAAACCGGAGACAUCCGGGCGAUUAGCGAAGUGGGCGAUCGAACUGGGGGGCCACAACAUUUUGUAUAGGCCGCGCCCAGCCAUCAAGGGUCAAGUCCUCGCAAACUUUAUCACAGAAGUCCCAGCGGAUAAGGUCAAAGAUUGUGAAAUCGUCGAAGCUCCCACAAAAGAUACGUCAGAUGGGCUAUGGUUCCUAUACACGGAUGGUGCCUCAAACGAGGACGACUCAGGAGCCGGAUUGCGCCUGGUGAGCCCAGAAAAGCAUGAAUUUACAUACGCUAUCAGGUUGGAUUUUAAAAAUACCGACAAUGAAGCAGAGUACGAGGCAUUUCUGGCAGGCUUGCGCCUCGCCAUUAAAAUGGGAGCUAUAAAUCUACAAGCGCACGUUGAUUCACUUUUAAUCGCCAGCCAAGUAAACGGAUUCUAUGAUGCAAAAGGCGACGUUAUGGCCUUAUAUCUGGAUCAAGCAAAAGAGCUGUUGCAGAAGUUCACGACAUACAGGGUCGUACACAUCAAUCGCUCUGAAAACAAACAGGCAGACGCCUUAAGCAAGCUCGCGUCAACUUCCUUUCAGCACCUUGCAAAGGAGGUAAGGAUUGAAGUGCUCAAAAAUCCAUCAGUCCUGCUGCGCCAGGUGAACGUGAUCGAAAUAGGGCAGCCAUCCUGGAUGAUCCCUAUAAUCUACUAUCUACAGGAAGGGAUACUCCCAGAGAACAAGGCAGAGGCAAGGAAAAUCCAGCACAAAGCCCUGCAUUAUGAAAUGAAUGAUGGUAUUCUGUAUCGGAGGUCCUUCUUGGGUCCCUUAUUGCGCUGCGUAGACCCCCAAGACGCGAAUUACUUAAUCAGAGAAAUCCAUGAGGGGAUCUGUGGUAUCCAUGCGGGACCACGCAUGGUUGUGGCGAAGAUCAUGAACGCCGGAUAUUAUUGGCCAGGGAUGCAUGUCGACGCCCUGAAAGAGCUGCGCAAAUGCGACUCCUAUGCCCCUGGAGCUGUAAAGUUUAUAAUCGUGGCUGUCGAUUAUUUCACCAAAUGGGUGGAAGCCAAAGCCCUCGCAUCAACCACUUCCAUGAUGGUGCGCAAGUUUAUCUGGGAGCACAUCAUUAUUUGGUCUUCCACUCAAAAUCGUCACAGACAACGGUACCAAUUUUGCCUCGGAGGAUCUUCAAAAGUGGAUGAAGGAAAUGAAGAUAGAACAUACCUUCUCAUCCGUUGCGCACCCUCAGGGCAACGGUCAAGUGGAAAGCGUAAACAAAAGCAUCGUGGAGGGGAUAAAAGCCCGACUGGGCACGAAAAGAAGAGGCUGGUAGAUGAGCUCCCAAGCAUCCUAUGGGCUCAUCAAACCAUGCCGAAGACAAGCACCGGCGAAACUCCUUUCAGCCUAGUAUACGGCUCGGAAGCAGUUAUCCCGGCAGAAGUUGGUCUCCCCUCACCGCGAUUGACAGCAGUCAACACGGUUGAUAAUGAAGCAGAACGCCGUCUCGAUCUGGAUCUCUUAGAAGAAAGACGCGAGAUCGCGCGUAUUAAAGAGGCGAAAUACAAGACACAACUGGAAAGGUACUACAAUGCGAGAGUCCGCAUUUGUACCUUCACUCCAGGAGAAUACGUUUUCCGUGAAAACGAAGCUCCGAACGCCGAACGCCCUGGGAAGCUAGCACCCAAAUGGGAAGGCCCAUACUUGGUCCAUGAAGUGCUAGGAAAAGGGGCAUACAAAUUGCGAACGUUGGAUGGACAUAUCAUCCCGCGCACAUGA
Helianthus annuus (common sunflower) is the source of this 4290-nucleotide messenger RNA. RefSeq lists its product as uncharacterized. The record is from RefSeq and is a predicted model, not a curated record. NCBI's taxonomy places the organism in Eukaryota, Viridiplantae, Streptophyta, Magnoliopsida, Asterales, Asteraceae. Gene Ontology annotation, molecular function: RNA-DNA hybrid ribonuclease activity; nucleic acid binding. The transcript is spliced from 2 exons. Bases 1 to 4290 code for a protein of 1429 amino acids.